UUCAGUUGCUGGCUUGAGAAACAUCCAACCCGCUGUCCUCUUCGCCCAACACCCUCGCUCCGCCCUCCAACUGCACCGAAUCGACGACCCAGCGUAGACCUCCGCUGAGACUCGCUCUUGCGCUCCCUCUGCCACGAUGGCAGCCAUGUUCGAGCAGUCCCGCAGCGGUACCCUCUUUCUAGGCGGCACCAAAAUCUCGGGCAGCGACAUUCGCGAUCAAAAUGUCCUCGCGACGCAAGCCAUUGCCAACAUUGUCAAGUCCAGCUUUGGGCCUUCCGGUCUGGACAAGAUGAUGGUGGACGACAUUGGUGAUGUGACUGUGACCAACGACGGAGCAACCAUUCUCUCGCUUCUGAACGUGGAGCACCCAGCAGGAAAGAUCUUGGUCGAUCUCGCACAACAACAGGAUAAAGAAGUGGGAGACGGCACAACCUCCGUGGUCCUCAUCGCUGCAGAGCUUCUGCGAAGAGCAAACGAGCUGAUGAAGAUGCGGAUACACCCCACCACGAUCAUUACAGGCUACAGACUUGCUUUGCGAGAAGCAGUGCGAUAUAUGAACGAAAACAUUGCAACGAAAGUAGAGACCCUGGGCAGAGACAGUUUGGUCAACAUUGCAAAGACGUCGAUGAGCAGCAAGAUUAUUGGCGCAGAUGACGACUUCUUCGCAAACAUGGUCGUUGAUGCCAUCACCAGUGUCAAGACCACGAAUGCGAGAGGAGAGGUCAAAUAUCCCGUCAAGGCUGUAAACGUGCUCAAGGCGCACGGCAAGAGCGCGACGGAAUCAGUACUGGUGAAGGGAUAUGCGCUCAACUGCACAGUGGCUUCGCAAGCGAUGAAGACAAGGAUCACGGAUGCGAAGAUUGCGGUGCUGGACAUGAACUUGCAAAAGGAGAGGAUGAAGAUGGGAGUGAACGUGGUGAUUGACGACCCAGCACAGCUCGAGAAGAUUCGCGAGCGAGAAAGCUCGAUGGUCGUGGAGAGAGUGGAGAUGAUUCUCAAGGCCGGCGCAAACGUCAUUUUCACGACAAAAGGCAUCGACGACCUGUGUUUGAAGCAUUUUGUGGAGAAGGGCGCCAUGGCAGUGAGGAGAUGCAAGAAAGAGGACCUGAGACGAAUCGAGAAGGCGACCGGAGCGACCAUGAUCUCGACUCUUGCAGACAUCAACACUGGCGACGACGUAUUUGAUCCCAAGAGUUUGGGCGAGGCGAAGGAGGUGGUCCAGGAGCGGAUAUCAGACGACGAGUGUAUCCUCGUCAAGGGGCCCAAGGUGCACACCGCAGCCUCAGUCAUUCUUCGCGGACCCAAUGAGUACUCGUUGGACGAGAUGGAGCGCUCUGUGCAUGACUCGUUAUCAGCCGUCAAACGCACACUGGAAUCUGGGAGAAUUGUGCCUGGUGGUGGUGCUGUGGAGACUGCGCUGCACAUCUACCUCGAAGAGUGGGCAACCUCGGUCGGGUCGAGAGAGCAACUUGCCAUUGGUGCUUUUGCUGCAUCUCUUCUCGUCAUCCCCACAACGCUUGCAGUCAAUGCGGCCAAAGACUCGUCUGAGCUCGUGGCACAGCUUCGUUCGCGGCACGCUCUGUCACAGCGCACUUCGGAACCUGCAUCAGCACAUGCGCCCGCGCCUUCAAAUGGAGCACCGCCUGCUCCCGCUGCACGUAGCUCAACUCAGCAAGCUCUGGAUGCGGAUGCGAAAGCGUUGGCGAAGGCAAAGGGCUACAAGAACUACGGCCUGGAUCUCUCGAAAGGCAAGGUACACGAUUGCAUCAAGGCGGGUGUGCUCGAACCGAGCAUGAGCAAAGUCAAGCAGCUCAAGUCUGCAGUGGAAGCCUGCGUGGCCAUUAUGCGUAUCGACACACUCAUCAAGCUCGAUCCCGAGCAGCGAGGAGGAGAGGACGAUGGGCAUGGACAUUAGAUGGACUGGCUGGAAUGUGUGCAGCUGUAUUGUAGUGCAUCUCGCGCUCCCCAAAGACGGGGCCAUAUAGACCAAGCGAUGACAGCGAUGAAGGCAUUGUGCUCGACAUGAUUUAAAAGACUUCAGACUGCAGAGCCUGUAGAUCAUACUGGCGCUGCACGACCUGAAACCAGCGCGUCUUGGCGCAACAUGUGACGAAAGCUUAGACGUCACCCUACUUUGUUCCCGC
Molecule: messenger RNA, 2144 nt
Organism: Cercospora beticola
Lineage: Eukaryota; Fungi; Ascomycota; Dothideomycetes; Mycosphaerellales; Mycosphaerellaceae
Gene: TCP1
Product: chaperonin-containing T-complex alpha subunit TCP1
Biological process (GO): protein folding
Cellular component (GO): chaperonin-containing T-complex
Molecular function (GO): ATP hydrolysis activity; ATP binding; ATP-dependent protein folding chaperone
Source: RefSeq, a predicted model, not a curated record